UUUUUUUCUACAAUAGGGAAUUUUUCUUGCAACUCUAAUUUCAAGCUCGAAUUGAAAAUCACAUUAUAUUAAGUAUUGUGCUGAAUAAUAUAAUUUUAUUGAUCACAAUAAAAUGCCUGCAAUUAAAACGAAAAAACGUAAAGUUUCUAAAAAAACAAAAAAAGCAUGGCGUAAAUAUACAGAUACAAAAGAUAUUGAAAAAUUUUUGGAAAAUUCACAAUUAGAAGAAAGGUUAGGUUCUUUCGCGAUUCACAAGGAUUCAGAAUUGUUCAGUAUUUCUAUAGCACCUGAAAUAUUUUCAAAGCAAAAACGUCGAGAAUUAUUAAAAUUGAAAGAACCACGAUGUUUUAACAUUUUAAAACCUCAUACAGCCGUUCCAGAUCCAAUAACAAAAAGAAAUCGUGUAAGAACUAAAGAUGAAAGAAAAAAUGCAUUAGUUUUAAAAAAAGAAGCUAUCAGAAAGUCUCAAAAUAUUUUGACAUUAAAAGAAAAGUUAAGAUUGAAAAACAAAAUGAUUGCAGCAAAGAAAAAAUUAAAUAAACCAAAAAGAGAUGAAUUUAAUAUAAAUAUAUGGAAAGAAAAAAAUACAAAAGACAUUAAUAUUGAUUGGAUGUCUUCGGACACAAUAAGACAUACAUUAACACAUUUUGGAAUAAAAAAAAAGAGAAUACCUUCUUCUUUGCACAAAAAACCUUCUAAUAUUCCAGCAGUUGAAGCUCCUCAUCCAGGUACAUCCUAUAAUCCUUCAUUUGAAGAUCAUCAAAAGUUAUUACUUGAAGUAGCUCAAAAAGAAAUGGAACUUAUAAAAGAAGAAGAACAUUUGAAUAGAGUUACCACAAAAAUGUUCAAAAAGGUUUCACUUAAAGAAAAAGAAGAUAACUUGAUAAAAGAAAUGUCAGAAGGUCUUAAAUUAGAAGAUAAUCAAGAUUUUAAUGAAGAUGAAAAUAAUGAUCCAAUAGUAAAAUCUAUAAAUCCACCUGUUAAAAAUAAAAAAAAAACUCGUGUGCAAAGACGUAAACAAAAAGAACAGAAAAAUUUGGUACAUAAAAAGCAACAAGAAAAAGUAGAGAAAAAAAAGAUUUCAGAUAUAUAUAAAUUAAGAGUAUUAGAUAGACAGUUAGCUGCUAAAGAAAAGAAAGAAAAAGUAUUACACGAAAAGAGAUUAAAGAAGAAAAUACUUAAAACAGUGGGCACUAAAACUCUUAGUAAAGUUAAAUUUGAACCUUUGGAACUUGAUUUUAAAUUAGGUUCAGAAUUAACUGGAAAUUUGCGGAAUUCUGAACCAACUGGUAAUCUAUUGAAAGAUAGAUUCAAAUCUCUUCAACAGAGAAAUAUUAUUGCUCCUACUAAUAUCAAAUUAAAACGAGACAAAGCUAAAAUAAAACGUUUUAUAAAAUCAGAUCAUAAAAUCGAUGUGACGAAAGUAAAAAAGUAAAAUAAUUUAUAAUAUUUUUAAUAAAUAUAGGUUAAAUAAAAAAAAUAAUAAACUUAUUUAAUGAGAGUUAUCUCUUGAGACCAUAAAUUUUGUAAUUCAAGUAGAUAAAAUUCAAGUAAACGGAAAAAUACAGGUAUAACUCAAAUAUUGAACAAUCAGCAAAAUGUCUCGAAUUUAUGAAACGUUCUGGAUUAUUUUAAAUCUAUGAACGAAUAUAUAUAAUAUAUAGUAUAUAGUAUAGAAUACAAAUAUAUAGUAAUACUUACUUUAGCGUUCGCAAUUAGGAUCGAAAAUAGAAUUCUUAUUUGAUUAAAUGAUUUCUACGAAUUCAAUUGAAUGAAAAAAAAGAAUAAAAUGUGAGAUAUGAAUGUGAAGUAUAAUCGACACAUGCAAAAUGGACGAUCAUCGAGUUUCAUUUUUCGACAUUAAUAGUUUAUAAUAAUUGAGCAAAAAAAAAAAAAAAAGUAUAAGUAAUAUAUCAUAUAUUCAACAAAAUACAUAAAUUCAAGUGUUAAAUAUUUAAUUUGAAUGUUGAAAACAAUUAUAAAGUUUUCAAAAAUUGAUAAAUAUAAUGACGAAUAUUUAAGUACUUAAAAUUUAAAUAGACAAAAAGCCGGAUACAAAACUAAGCAUCACUAUAAUAUUAAAUAAUAUCGCUUAUGUUAAAAUAUAUUAAAAUAUAUAAAAUCUGUAAUGGAAUAUAUUAGAAUGUUCUAUAACUUUCUUUCGCAUAACGUUAACCAUGACUUUAAAUGACUAUAUUUACAUAAACAUGCAGGCUUAUUUAUUUGCCGUCUAUGGCAUCUUUUUUAGUCGUCUCAGAGCUCUUUUAAAAUAUGUUAGUAACAAUCUCUUUUAAAACUUUUUUUUAUACCGUUCAGUAUGGAUAGCCAAAGGAAGCAUUUGCAGCAUUUCAUUGCUUUAAGAAAGGUAAUAGUGCAAAUGAUACUACAGACGAGAUUUGUACCGUUUACGGGAGUGCUACGACUA
Apis mellifera (honey bee) is the source of this 2425-nucleotide messenger RNA. Its product is annotated as ribosome biogenesis protein NOP53. Gene Ontology annotation, biological process: rRNA processing; ribosomal large subunit assembly. Gene Ontology annotation, molecular function: 5S rRNA binding. The record is from RefSeq and is a predicted model, not a curated record. NCBI's taxonomy places the organism in Eukaryota, Metazoa, Arthropoda, Insecta, Hymenoptera, Apidae. The coding region runs from base 113 to 1435 and encodes 440 amino acids. Gene Ontology annotation, cellular component: nucleolus. The transcript is spliced from 3 exons.